AUGGCUCAACGAGUGACAUACCGAAGACGAUUAUCGUACAACACUAAAUCAAACUUGAUCAAAAAGACAAAGACUCCUGGUGGACGACUGAACGUCUUGUACGUGCACAAACGAGCCAACGGUGCUAAAUGUGGUGACUGUGGAUCAAAAUUACCUGGGCUCCCAGCUUUGAGACCACAAAAAUACGCUCGUCUAUCAAAGUCAAAGAAGAAUGUCACCAGGGCAUACGGUGGCUCACGAUGUGCUGGCUGUGUUAGGGAACGAAUCGUUCGUGCCUUCAUCAUUGAAGAACAAAAGAUUGUCAAGAAGGUAUUGAAAUCUCAGAGUUCCGAGACCAAGAAACCAGCUGCACCAACUCCUGCUAAAGCCAGCAAGAAGUAG
Molecule: messenger RNA, 381 nt
Organism: Synchytrium microbalum
Lineage: Eukaryota; Fungi; Chytridiomycota; Chytridiomycetes; Synchytriales; Synchytriaceae
Exons: 3
Coding region: 1-381 (126 amino acids)
Biological process (GO): translation
Cellular component (GO): ribosome
Molecular function (GO): structural constituent of ribosome
Source: RefSeq, a predicted model, not a curated record